Molecule: messenger RNA, 1355 nt
Organism: Dama dama (fallow deer)
Lineage: Eukaryota; Metazoa; Chordata; Mammalia; Artiodactyla; Cervidae
Exons: 3
Coding region: 238-858 (206 amino acids)
Source: RefSeq, a predicted model, not a curated record
CACCGCUGACUCUGUAGCCUCACCGUCAGCCUGGCGGAGUCCCGGCCCGUUCACUUACUGAACACCCUCCCAGGUAUAUUAGGAGGUCAUCGUCCGGGAACCUGGGAUGUGGCCUGGGCUGCACGCAACCCGCCGGGCCAGUCUGACUGAGCCCGUCCUAGGCCCCCAUCUCGUGUCUGUCUGUCUGGAGGCCUUGUGAGCCCUGGUCGCUCAUUGGAUGCCUUGGGUGCGUCUGGAAUGUCUGGAAGGAACGGUCAGUGCUGUUGUCCUGAAGUUACAGGAGACGUCGCGGUGUCUGAGGAGGAGCCGCCUCCCCAGUCCCUGUGCCAGGAGAGCAGGGCCAGGGCGUGGGCCCGCCCUGCUGGGCAGGGGCUCUGCGUCUCUGAGGGCCUGGCACCCUGGCCCCGUGGAGCCGUGCUGGGAGACAGGCUUGGGCCGUAUCCUCUCCAGGGGAGCGGAAGAGCGCCUGGCUCCCGGCCUGUAGCCAGGCUCAGGCAGAGCCUGAGGUCAGGGCUGGGAGGCCCGCCCCUGGCUGAGGCUCUCAGGGUCCUCGCCUCGAGUCUGCCCCCUGCCGUGAGUGCCCUGUCCCCUACGGUGGACUCUGUGACCCUGGGCCUCAGUCUUCUGAUUGCAGGUGAAAGCGCUGGCAGCCCCGCGUGCUUAUUCCCCGCCACGCACACCCUGAGCAGCCAGCCCGACGCCAGAGCGCUGGGAGCCUGCGGUGCAGACGCACGGCCGCGGUCUCUCCCUCUGCGGGCGCCCUCCCACCUCCCGCCUGGGAGCAAAGUAGCCCUCAGAGCGGCCCGGGCCCCGCGCCCCGAGACAGGCUUCAGCGUCGGCAGCCCCCGUGACCCCUGAGCCCCUCCCGCACCAGCGUCGCAGCCCGGGUUCUGUGCACGUGCCCCUGGGCCCGUGUCUUCACUCACCCGGCCUUGAAGAGCAACCCAGGGCCCUCCUCCGAGGAGCCAGGAGGUUGUCUCUGCUGGGGUCACCUGGCGCGGCCACACAGCCUCCCACUGGCUUUGGGAGCUCAGCCAGGUGCAGUGGGCGUGGGUGGCCCUGAGGUCCUGUCUGCGGAGCCCGUCAGCCCCUGAACAGCAGGCAAGCUCAUCCAGCCCGGGGGACGCUUGGUCACUCGGCUAGGUGGUGAGCCCUCAUGAGGGGCUGCCGGCGCUGCCCUGGGUGGGGGCCUGGACUGGCCACAGCCUGGCCUGUGGAAGCGGGGACAGCAGGCCUGGCAGCCGGAGCCCAGGGAGGGAUGAGGCAGGCUCACUGCUGAGCCCGGGGGGCCCAGGAAGCCUGACUCUGCAGCCUGGGCUCUGACACAGACUUGUUCUCACUCCUCUGUGGUUGCU